AUGGAUGUUUUUCUUAAUAUUUUUUGCACUCUGCUUUCUGCCGUGAUUAAAUUCGAUAUUACGUCACAGGAUUUAGACACCAAACGUCUAUUAUAUCCAGAAAAUGACGCCAGCGUUGACAAGAUAACCGUCACAAAGAGUUUUACUUUGGAAUCCUGCACCUGGGAUGAUUCUCCCUCUUAUGCUGCGUUAUUUGGACUGCAGCAAAACAUCUGCUUCUUCAGUCAUGAAAACUCCAAGCAGGUUGCAAGUCAAUUCAUCUCCGAGGCGACCCCACGUGCUGAUAAUUUAAAACUAGUGGAAACUAAUGUACGAACUAGUACCGAAGAACGGGAUUCACUAGUCAACCUGCCGCCUUUGGAAGACGCUGCUGUUGGAGACAUGGAGCAAAAUCCAAUUCCUACCUUUAAUGAGUUCCACGCUAUACUUUCUGAAGAACAAGGCGGACUAAAGGCCGAUCCUGGCUCUACGCGAACCGAUGCACUGUUCUCUCAUGACAAGCGGAUCAUUUCAGCCGGUGGACCGACGUCCGAUGACACUUAUUCAUCUAAUGGUUCUCUUUCCGACAACGAUCAGCGAGCAAAGGGUGAACAGUCUGACAUUCAGGACGCAAACUUGAGCCCGGUUCCUUUGCGUUUGAACGAAGCUGUUACAGAUACUAAUGAAUCCAAACACACCGAAAUCAGUAUGCCUGACGCAAGUGCGCAGAUCACGACCGAUUCAAUUCAGACCGACCAAAAUAAGGAUUCUGCUAUGGAUAACGCUGGCCUGUCCAAUGACGGAACGUACACAUCCGCAUCAGUCACGUUGAGGCGGAAUGUUGCUGCCUCUGGUUGUUUCGCCAAGUUGUUAGAAGCUAGCAAGGCUAUCAAAAAUCCCGAUGCAGUACUGAACGAGAACACAGACGAGUAUAUGAACGUUCCGUGUAGUGCCGAAAAAUGGUUUGUUAUCGAGGUUUGCGAACCCGUGAUGCUGCGUGAAAUCGAGGUAGCCAAGUAUGA
Dicrocoelium dendriticum is the source of this 1001-nucleotide messenger RNA. NCBI's taxonomy places the organism in Eukaryota, Metazoa, Platyhelminthes, Trematoda, Plagiorchiida, Dicrocoeliidae. The record is from the annotation of a GenBank genome assembly.